Abrus precatorius (Indian licorice) is the source of this 3492-nucleotide messenger RNA. RefSeq names its product receptor-like serine/threonine-protein kinase ALE2. The coding region runs from base 473 to 3037 and encodes 854 amino acids. Gene Ontology annotation, molecular function: ATP binding; protein kinase activity. Gene Ontology annotation, biological process: protein phosphorylation. NCBI's taxonomy places the organism in Eukaryota, Viridiplantae, Streptophyta, Magnoliopsida, Fabales, Fabaceae. The transcript is spliced from 9 exons. The record is from RefSeq and is a predicted model, not a curated record.
AAUCAUACACACACAUGUCCAACUUGAUCAAACACACACACACAUGUCCAACCCCACAAACUCUUAUGCAAGAGUUACUGUGCUUUUCCUGCUUAAAGUGUACUGAGGUUGUGCUUUUUGGUUUCAUCUGUUGUUAGAUUUUUCUGAACAACAAUGAAAACAGUGUUGUGUCACAACUCUCAUGUCUCAAAACCUUAGCUUUAGUUCUGAAAAAAAAUAAAAUAAAGGUGGGAACACAAAAACCAUUCUUGCGCCAUUACAGGGCUCUCUUAAUGCUUUGCUUCACAUUAUUGAGGGUCUGCUUUAAUUGCAGACUUUCUCAUGUUUGUCCUUUGAUGUGACAAGCUAGUUUUGCUUCAGCAUGUGCUGUUGCUUCCACCGAUUUCUCUUCAAUUUUAUUAUCCAUGGAUUGUUGGUGAAAGCUGAGAGAGAUCUUCAAAAUUGAUCUAGUUUUCUUUCCUUGAGGAGAAAAAUGGGACUGCAGCUGAUUUUCCUGUUAAUUAAGCUACAUUUAGUUGUCAGCACUCAACAACUUCAUGAAUAUGCAGCUGCCACGCUGCUCCAUUCCAGUGCCAGAAGCCAUUUUGGCAUUGCAAUCCCACCAUCAAAGUCAUCUUCUGAAAUUCCUAGUAUUGCACACCCACCUUCAGAGUCAACUUCUGAUGUACCUGAAAGUAUUGCACUUCCACCUUCCAAGUCAAUUUCCAAAGCUCCUACAAAGAUAAGGACACAUGGUUCUGUUGAUUCUCCAAUAUCACAUCAUAAACACCACUAUUCCAGAAGAAAGUCGCACAACCAAACUCCAGCACCAGCAUACCCAAUCCAGGCUCCUAGUUACAGUCAUCAAGGUCCCUCAGUCUUAAAGUCAGAUCCUCCUUUCUCUUCACCAAAGAGUGGGGAUAUUCUUGCACCUGCACCACCACCAGCAAUUUGGUUAGGUCCCAUGGAUGCACCCUCUCCUUCACCUAGAAUUUCACCUAUAGGUUCAUCGUUGAAGAAGAUAAAGACUCCACCACCAGCAUAUGAAUUGGUUCUGCCACCUCCACUUCCUAAUAAGAAUUGCUUGUCGAUAACUUGCUCAGAUCCCUUGACAUAUACACCUCCGGGAUCACCUUGUGGUUGUGUAUGGCCCCUUCAAGUUAAACUCAGUAUCAACGUUCCAAUAUACAAUUUUUUCCCUUUGUUUUCAAAGCUAGCUGAGGAAAUUGCAGCAAGUGUUCUGCUGAAUCAUAGCCAAGUUCGCAUUGUGGGAGCUGAUGCAGCUAGUCAGCAACUAGAGAAAACCACUGUUCUCAUAAACUUGGUACCCAAAGGAGUAAAAUUUGAUGAUACCAUGUCAUUUUUAAUGUAUAAGAAAUUCUGGAACAAGGAGAUUCUAAUAGAUGCUUCAGUCUUUGGUGCUUAUGAAGUACUCUAUGUUCAUUAUCCAGGUCUUCCACCCUCUCCACCUUCAGCUCCCUCAGAUGCUUCUAGUAUAGAUGAUGGGCCAAAUCCAGGUUAUGACAACAGUGGAACGGCAAUAAAACCUUUAGGAGUAGACGUCUCAAAGAACAAAAAAGAAGGGAGUAAUGGAAGAAUGAUUGUUAUAAUUGUGCUGUCAUCAGUUACUGCUUUCGUAGUAUUCAUCAGUCUUGCUUGGCUUUGUCUCUUGAAAUAUCAUUCUUGUGCCAAUGAACGUAAAGAAAUUCCAGAUGGCUUAAUUCGAUCCUACUCCAAACAAUCAAAGACUGCUAGAUCAAUUACUCAUGGGAUCACACCGGGUUCUGGAUCACAGUCCUUCAAUUCUGGUACAAUAACAUAUACAGGGUCUGCUAAGAUUUUUACUUUGAAUGACUUGGAGAAAGCAACAAAUAAUUUCGAUUCUUCAAGAAUAUUAGGAGAAGGUGGCUUUGGCCUAGUUUACAAAGGUAUUCUAAAUGAUGGAAGGGAUGUAGCAGUGAAGAUUCUCAAAAGAGAGGAUCGGCGUGGUGGCCGUGAAUUCUUGGCAGAAGUUGAGAUGCUUAGCCGCUUACACCAUAGAAAUUUAGUUAAAUUGAUAGGUAUAUGCAUAGAAAAACAGACUCGGUGCUUAGUCUAUGAGCUUGUCCCUAAUGGAAGUGUGGAAUCCCACUUACAUGGAGCUGACAAGGAAACUGAUUCAUUGGAUUGGAAUGCCCGGAUGAAGAUUGCUCUUGGUGCAGCUCGGGGAUUGGCCUAUCUGCAUGAAGAUUCAAAUCCAUGUGUCAUACAUCGGGACUUCAAGGCCAGCAACAUCUUGUUGGAGUGUGACUUUACACCUAAGGUUUCAGAUUUUGGAUUGGCUAGAACUGCACUUGAUGAGGGAAACAAACACAUCUCCACACAUGUCAUGGGAACAUUUGGCUACUUAGCUCCUGAAUAUGCUAUGACCGGUCAUCUUCUGGUCAAAAGUGAUGUUUACAGUUAUGGAGUUGUACUACUUGAGCUCCUAACAGGAAGAAAGCCUGUGGAUUUUUCACAACCACCAGGUCAAGAAAAUCUUGUGACAUGGGUUCGUCCACUUCUCACAAGUAAGGAGGGUUUGCAGAUGAUCAUAGACCCAUUUGUAAAGCCAAACAUUUCUGUUGAUACUGUGGUAAAAGUUGCAGCCAUUGCAUCCAUGUGUGUGCAACCAGAAGUCUCACAACGUCCUUUCAUGGGUGAAGUUGUUCAGGCCUUGAAGCUGGUAUGUAGUGAGUUUGAGGAAACAGACUAUGUAAGAUCGAGGAGUUUUCAAGAAGAGGGUAUUCUAACUGGUAUGAAAGGAAAGUUAUCUGAAGUUUCAGGUGAAAGAGUGGAAUUUUCAAAGUAUCAAAACACUCUCUCUGGGUAUCAAUCUGGUAAAGAAAAUGUAGCAUUAUCAGCAUCAGAGUUGCUCAGAACUUCAGGUCAGGAAUUUGAUUCAUUCAGAAGGUAUUCUACAUCAGGGCCUCUUACUACAGGGAAGAAAAGGCAGUUUUGGCAGAAGCUGAGAAGUUUGUCCAGAGGUAGCACCAGUGAACAUGGAUUUUCAACUAAACUAUGGCCUGGAUCCCAUUAAACUUUCAAUAAUCUUGCAUUUUGAAUACCAAAUUUAUUGUUCCACGAAUUGCAUGCCGGAUUGACUUGAAAGAAAAUCUUGUGAUAAUGAUGUAAAAAGUAACAACCUACAACUAUUAUCAAUAUAAACUAUGUACCCCUGUUGUUUUCUUGGUAACUUUGUAUGAACAAUAGGUACUAUAGAGAAUAAUAACAUUAUAACCUUUAAAUCGAUAGUUUUGUUGAAAGGAGUUAAGUCACAUAUAAGCAAAUAGAUAAAAUAGGGAGGGAAAGCAACAACUUCUACACAGAUUGUGUUAAUUGGACACCAUGUUUCUUUCCAUCUCUACAUUCUUAAAAAAAUAUUCAAGUUUUUAUGCCUAUUCUACAAUUCAAUAUCUUCCAUAUUUUAAAAUCCCAAAACGACUUUCUAUUUUUCCCUGCAUAUAGAAAAGGUUAAAACAGGUCACUACAGUA